Passer domesticus (house sparrow) is the source of this 4194-nucleotide messenger RNA. RefSeq names its product carbohydrate sulfotransferase 12 (gene CHST12). The transcript is spliced from 3 exons. Lineage: Eukaryota; Metazoa; Chordata; Aves; Passeriformes; Passeridae. Gene Ontology annotation, biological process: carbohydrate biosynthetic process; proteoglycan biosynthetic process. The record is from RefSeq and is a predicted model, not a curated record. The coding region runs from base 2530 to 3780 and encodes 416 amino acids. Gene Ontology annotation, molecular function: sulfotransferase activity. Gene Ontology annotation, cellular component: membrane.
GACAGAGGCACGUUCCCUCUAAUGUGCACAGAGAACUCUAAUUUGUGCUUUCAGUGUCCUUUAUGAAGUGCCCAGGAAGGGGAUGGGUCAUAAUCAAUAGAGCAACUCUUGUUUUCUGCAGCGUUUUCCCUCUGAGGGGCAAUUAAGCUGUCUUACUGCUCUUCUCCAGGGUUUCUCUCAGGCACUGGUAGAGUUAAUAGAAGUGGAGUCUUUCUGAUGCUGUGCUGCUCACUGCUGUGUGUGUGUCUUGGAAGAGCCAAACUCUCUGGCAGGCCUGCGUGCCGUGUCCUGGAAAGCAAGCUGGAGCCCUUGGGGUGCACUUGGUAAAGCUGCAUUGUGGGGUGGCUUUGCUGAAGAUCCCUCUUUCCAUUUGCCCCAGGAAUGUGAGUGCCACACACAGUGUCCAGUCUGCCCCUGUCGCUGCUGCCAGCAGGGGGAUGUGUCCAGCCUGGCUGGGACAGCUUUGCAGGAGUGCUGGGAGGCUGCAGUGCUGCCCAGGGCUGUGGGAGCUGCUGGCUGUGGGGACAGCAGGAAGGGAUGCUCCGUGCAGCUUUCCAGGCUUGCUGCAUUCCAGCCAGCCCAGAGGUCUCAAGCAGCGCUGGAGGCGCAGCGUGCUGGGGUUCUGUGCGCAGUGGGCACCCUAUUCAUCCAGAAUAGGAAGCAGUCCCUGCCCUGAGCAGCUAAAUGGGAUCAAAAGCAAGAACAGACUUGGGCAAAACUCAAACCCAGGAGUGUGCCAAGCAGGAGGCUUGGCAGUGUCCCUCCAUUAUCUUCUGCUGCUGGACUCAGAUGCUUGGUUUGAAGUGCUGACGCACAUAUGUAAUUUGCCCCUUCUUUAGCUCUCUGGGUGUUUCUUUUCAGAUCUGCUCCAUCCUCAAUCUUGACUAGCUAAACAAGGAGAAUUACUGCUGAGUAAUACCUGCUUCUUGCUCUGCAGAGUGUAAAACGUUAUGUCUGCAGUUCCUCCAGUUCCCCUUCGCAGGCAGAAUAAGAACCCGGCUUCAGGAGAGGGCAUUUUUUGGUGUUGCAGUGCAAAGCCUGUGUUAGGCUACAGCUCUGCUGAAUUUCUGUCUGUCCCUACUUCCAAAUUGUAAAUAAAUACACCAGGGUGGAGCAAUCCUGAGCCUUCAGAUAUGUUUUGUUUCUUGGGACAAGCUGACCUAAUACUUUGACAUGUAACAGUAUCUGGUAUUGUUCCUCUUUAUUACUAAAUUCUUGCCUAAUAUUUGAAACCUGGACUUGGAUUGUUAAAACCCAUCACCCCUGAGACACAAGCACAGCCAUGCAGGGGAGUUUUUACCAAGUCAUUUACUGCAAGGCUGCAGUGAACUUCAGAGGUACUGAGCACCUCUUCCCUGGGAAUGACAGAGCUCAGCACUUGUGCAUAUCUGGACUUGAGUUCUUCUGCAUCUGUGUGUAGGGUGGGGUUGAUGCUGUUUAAGGGUGGUGUGAAUUGGCUGGGGAGCAACAUCUGUGUUUUGGGAAGAAGAGACACCCAGCCUUCAUUUUAACAAAACUUUUCAGGGCAGCUUGCCCUGAAGUGGCUUUGUUUUCAAAGCUGGUGUUUGCAGGGUUUGUGCUGAAGUCAUUGGAAAGAUUUAGGAUGCCUGUGGAAAGGACAGCUCUUGUUUUUAUCUGUAGGUGCUGCUCUGUGUUUAUAAUCAGAGCCUGGACUGUGCUUGGAGGGGUGAAAAACAUUGCAAUAACUACUUGUAGCUGAUCACUUUGCUGUGUUGUUCUUCCCUGGCUGUAGGCACUGUCUCCUUGCUGGUGUGGGGAGAGCUCGAGGCUGGUCUGCACAGAAAACAUGCAGCAGGGUGGGGAGAUGGGUGUUCCCUGAGGAUCUUGUGGGAAGAAAGGGGCUGGGAGUCAUGGAAAGCAGACAGCAGUGAAAAGAUGGGGCUGGUUGAAGCAAAAAACUCAAACCUGCUACACCCCUCAGAACAGAUGAUCUGAGCUGUCUCUUUAGCAAUGAUUUCUCACCUGUCUUUGGUGAUCAAGAGGUGUUAGUGUUGAGUGUGAUAGAAACAUAAAUUACAUUAAAGCAGGAAAAGAAGUCCUGACUCAACAGUGUCUGGGCAUGAACACAGAUUUAUCAGAGCAUUCUUAAUCCCCAAAAUCAUUCAGUUAAAGGUAAUCUCUCCUUUAGAUUUUUGAUGCGUGGCUCUUAUCAGGACUGUAUCCCUUGGUGGGGGAUUGUAGGAGAACUGUUUGUGUAAUCUUUGUUCCUGGCAACAUGAAAUAGCUACCAAGAGAGGUCAUGGAGAUAACACCUACUGGGUGCCUUCACACAGAGUAGAUAAGAUGGUGUGUUCAGCACAGAGCACCUUCAUGCAGAGAUGAGACCACAGUGUGAUACCAAAAGCUGAAAUCAUGGAUUGAGACUUCUUUCUUCUUGUGUGUUAAAUAGUGUAAAAAUCAAGGAGGUCGGAAAGGCUCCUGCUCUGCAGCACCAUGCUGGAUCCCAAGCCUCACUCUGCAAGCCAGAGGUGAGUCCAGGUGAAAGCCACCUACCACAGUAGUGUCAGGAUGACCAAGGCGCGGCUCCUCCGUCUGUCUGUGGUGCUGGUCUCCAUCUUCAUGAUCCUCCUGAUUAUUGUCUACUGGGACAACGUGGGCACAGCUCACUUCUACCUGCACACAUCCUUCUCCAGACCCCGCUCCCCAGGAGCCAUCGCAGCAGGUGAGGACUGGGAAGCCUUGCCAGAUGUAGAUGAGUUUUUGGCAAAGCUGCUGAGCUCGAGCCUGAAACAGAACAGCUCUAUCCCCCGAAAGACAGAGCAGCUCCUCAUCCAGGGCUCCAACAAGCCUGUGGUGAGUAACUUGGAGGAGAACGUGCGGGGCUAUGACUGGUCUACACACAAGGACAGGAACAGCUUGGACCAAGAGAAGCUGCAGGUGGAGAGGCAGAGAACGUUGCGGGAGUUUUGUGCCAAUUCCAGCUUCACCUUCCCCACCAAGGAGCGCUCCUUCGAUGACAUUCCCAACUACGAGCUCAACCACCUGAUUGUGGAUGACCGCCACGGCGUCAUCUACUGCUACGUGCCCAAGGUGGCCUGCACCAACUGGAAACGUGUGAUGAUCGUUCUGAGCGAGAGCCUGCUGGACCAGGGGGUCCCCUACCGGAACCCUCUGGACAUCCCCCGGGAGCACGUCCACAACACCAGCACCCACCUGACCUUCAACAAAUUCUGGCGCCGCUACGGGAAGUUCUCCCGGCACCUGAUGAAGAUCAAGCUGAAGAAAUACACCAAGUUCCUCUUUGUACGAGACCCCUUUGUGCGCCUCAUCUCUGCUUUUCGCAGCAAAUUCGAGCUGGAGAACGAGGACUUCUACCGGCGUUUCGCCAUCCCCAUGCUAAAGCUCUACUCCAACCACACCAACCUUCCCACCUCCGUUAGCGAGGCCUUCGGGGCGGGCCUCAAAGUCUCCUUUUCUGACUUCAUCCAGUACUUACUGGAUCCCAGGACAGAGAAGAUGGCCCCUUUCAAUGAGCACUGGAGGCAGGUUUACCGUCUGUGCCACCCGUGCCAGAUAGACUAUGAUUUCAUCGGGAAGCUGGAGACGCUGGAUGAGGAUGCUGCUUAUUUAUUGCAGCUCCUCAAAGUGGACAGGCUGCUUCGCUUCCCACCCAGCUACCGGAACAGGACUGCCAGCAGCUGGGAAGAUAACUGGUUUGCCAAAAUCCCGCUGGCUUGGAGGCAGCAGCUCUACAAGCUUUAUGAAGCAGAUUUUGUACUCUUUGGCUACCCCAAGCCAGAAAACUUGCUUAAAGACUGAAACUGAUUGGGCAGUGGGUGUGGGAGGGAACAUCUGAAAUACCAAAAAUGUUUAAAUCCUCCUCAUUUUUGCUCUUAACUCCCUUCCCAAUGCAAGUUGGUACAAUGGAAUAUAUUUUUUCUACUGCUUCCCCUUCCAUUUUUACAAUAAUGCCAGAGUCCAGGGUAUUACAGCCAGCUGUGCAUAUGCAAAAAAAUGCCUUUUUUGGGUUAUAAUUUGUUUUCUGUUUUUUAAAACGUCCCCAUACUUUGCAAUGGGUUGCUGCCCUUGGUCACUCUGCCAAUCAUGUCCUUCAGUAGCUUUUUAUUAAUACUUUUUAAAAAUUAAUAUAUUUAAGAUAUUUAAAACAAAGCGUGUGUCAUGGCAAAUGAAGGGAAGGAAUAAAAAAAAAGUAAAAGAAAUCCCAAGAAAUUA